Messenger RNA from Fusarium musae, 402 nucleotides. RefSeq lists its product as uncharacterized. The record is from RefSeq and is a predicted model, not a curated record. NCBI's taxonomy places the organism in Eukaryota, Fungi, Ascomycota, Sordariomycetes, Hypocreales, Nectriaceae. The transcript has 2 exons. The coding region runs from base 1 to 402 and encodes 133 amino acids.
AUGCUUAUCCCCAAGAUUAUGUCUAGUACAGAUAACGUCGGAAACAUCACGCUAUGGUCCGUUUUCGAGUCAGGCGCGGGUAUCAUAGCCGGCUCACUCCCCUCUUUACGACGGCUUCUCAAGAACUGGGUUCAUUUCGACUCUUCGCAUGACCAGUCCCUCGGACAAACUGGACCCUUCACAGGACAGGCAACAUCUAUAGUCACAGGCAAAGCAACAGCCUCCUCCACCGGGCGACGAAAUAAGAGUUUGUUGACCAGUUCUAAGGCAGAAGGACCGUGGGAGCAGUUGGAUGAUGCAUCUUCAAGUCGAAAGAUUUAUGUGACAGUUGAUAUGGAGAUGCAAUCUCUAGAACGGCCACCGACUUCAUCAAAGUCAAGAGAGUCGUUUGGGGAGAUGUGA